This is a messenger RNA of Brassica napus (rape), 683 nucleotides long. RefSeq lists its product as uncharacterized. The transcript is spliced from 2 exons. The coding region runs from base 247 to 489 and encodes 80 amino acids. Lineage: Eukaryota; Viridiplantae; Streptophyta; Magnoliopsida; Brassicales; Brassicaceae. The record is from RefSeq and is a predicted model, not a curated record.
AAUAUUAAAAUGAUUUGUACCCGCAAAUUUGCGGGCAUCCACCUAGUGUAAUCUUAACCUACAGUGGUUCUAAUACUAAAUAAGAAUCCUGUAGAUAACUUACGUCUAAGCCGCGUUUUUCCUAAUUCUAAAAAUAUUGCCUUGAAAAGGAAGUAAAUAGAACAAAAAGAUUAUUAUAUUUGGUCUUGGUCUAUAUAUUUAUCAUAAGGCUUAUAGUUAUCAAACCAUAACGAAAAAACAAAGAAUAUGGGUCCAAAAACAUCACAUAAGGUUGCUCUUUUGUUCUCUCUUCUCCUUUUGAUUUUGACGAUUUCCUCUCAAGCUAGAGUCAUCGAGGCUGCAAGCCGAAAACUUGCAUCCGGAAGGAACAUCGUGUAUACUCCAUCUUCAAAAUCUUGCGGAGCGACCCACGCAACGUGGAAGAAGAAGAAACGCGGACCAUGUAGACGUCCUCCAAGAACUGCUCCAGCUUCUUACCAAUCACCAUAAGACCAUAAGACAGUUUUCUCAAAACAAGGAAAGAUGAUAUAUAUAAGACACAUUUUCAUGAUUGUGAAUGAGUCCAAUCUUGGAACCAUAUUUUCAGUUAUUUUCUUUGUUUUUUGUUUGGGAUCCUAAAAAUCAAAUGUUUGAUCGUUUUCUUGAUUUGGUUUCUCUUUCUAAUUCAAUGAAUGUUCGUCGUA